Molecule: messenger RNA, 1592 nt
Organism: Actinia tenebrosa (Australian red waratah sea anemone)
Lineage: Eukaryota; Metazoa; Cnidaria; Anthozoa; Actiniaria; Actiniidae
Source: RefSeq, a predicted model, not a curated record
UUGCCUCAUUCUGGAACCACCCCAUAUUCUGAUGCUAGCUGACUUGCGAGAAGAUUCCGAGAAAAACAUAGAGCCCAGCGGAAAAACUGGCCUUUACCAUGUAUUCAUCGUCAAGGUUACUUAACGUGAUCAUCACGCUGUUAUCAUGCGUCGCCCACGUGAUCAGUGAGUUCCAAUGUCAAGGCACCUGCUAUUCGGGAUCUUUCCCAAAGAACAACCAAGUUAUCAAGGGAAAACAUCUCAGAGGAUACUCCAACAAAAACAUUACCACUGAUGUUUCACGCACGUGCUUCUCGUCCUGUGUCAAUGACUGUCGUUGUAAGGCGUUCCAGAUGAAAGAUGUCCGGUGUGAGUUGCUGGAUGAGGACAAGACUUCCAAGGCAGCAGACUUUGUAAAUGAGACAGGAUACGUGUACUAUGAUCUACAGCAGACGUUCUACAAAGGGAAAUCCCACAUGGUUCAUCCUGCGGGUGUGUGUUAUAAUGGUUGCUGUAGAAGUCAGCCUUGUAUGAACGGAGGAACCUGUGUAGAACACUGUGAGACACCAAAAGUCAAGUUCAGCUGCAAGUGUCCUAAUACCAUCGGUGGAAAAACCUGCGAGAUGAAAAUUAAGUCUUGUAUUGAUGUGUUGAAAGGAACUGCACCAGGUACCAUGCCAGCAAAUGGUACCUACAUUAUCACCCGUAGUGAUAACAAGACUACUGUACCCGUUUAUUGUGCUUUUGAAAGUCCAAACCAGACCUGGACUCUCAUCGAGUCUUUCUCUCUACAAAAUAACUAUGUCUUCAAUAACAAAGCCUUCCAUCAAAAUCAUCCGAGGAACCAGGAAUCCCAUAACUGGAACGACUAUCGCCUGUCGCUAAGCAGCAUGAAGUACAUCCAAACAAAGGCCACCAUGUUCAGAGCUACGUGCGAGUACCAAAACAGAGAUUCUCUUACUCCUGGCUUUGUGCUUGGAUACAAGAAAGACUUUGAUAUCAUCAAUAGUGGGAAUCAAAGGGGAUACUGUGUCAACUUCUCUUACGCGAACUUCAAAGGAUAUGAGUUCCAAAGGCAACGAGUACCAAUAUGGCACGCAAAAGAUCAAUGGCAUUUACACUUGGAUAUCUCAUUGGGUUUGUGUGGAUUCACGCCACCUGCAGCAACAUACAUUCAUAACGAGGAUAACUUCGGACAUUAUAAUGCUAUAAAUCAAGCAUUCAAAUGCACUGCAACAAACCAGUCUACCAUACAGUGGUGGUUAGGAGAACAGCAAUAGAGUGACCACACAGCAGAUCUACUGACCUUGGGAUAUAGGAACUUGUUACUAUGGUAACACUAACCCAGUAUUCAAAUGCACUGCAACAAACCAGUCUACCACACAGUGGUGGUUAGGAGAACAGCUGUAGGGUGACCACACAGCACAUCUACUGACCUUGGGAUAUGGGAACCUGUUACUAUGGUAACACUAACCCAGUAUUCAAAUACACUGCAACAAACCAGUCUACCACACAGUGGUGGUUAGGAGAACAGCAAUAGAGUGACCACACAGCACAUCUACUGACCUUGGAAUAUAGGAACUUGUUACUAUGGCAACACUAACCCAGUAUAA